GUUUGUUGCCGGAAGCGAAGGCACCGGCGGGGAAAUGGCGCCGAGCUCGAAAUCAGACCGGAGCAGCGGCAACCGGAAAUGGGGCCCGAGGGACCAUAUUAUCCGGCAGCUGGACCGAGUCAAGAUCACAGGACAGCUGUCCCCCCGGUUGUUCCGGAAACUGCCCCCUCGCCUCUGUGUGUCUCUGCGCAACAUUGUGGAUGAGGAGUUUCUGCGGAAGGGUCACAUCUUCCUGGGGUUCUCCAAAUGCGGCCGCUUUGUGUUGUCCUACACCAGCGAUGUCCUAGAUGAUGAUUUCUCCUUUUACUCUUAUCACCUCUAUUGGUGGCAGUUCCAAGUACACAGCAAACUGCGUCUGGUGCGGCAGGUCCGGCUCUUCCAGGACGAGGAGAUUUAUAGUGACUUGUAUCUGACCGUAUGCGAGUGGCCGAGCGACAGCUCCAAAGUCAUCGUGUUUGGCUUCAACACAUCUGGUAACGGUAUGUUAAUGAACAUGAUGAGCGAUGAGAACCAUAGAGAUAUUUAUAUCAGCACGGUGUCUACACCCCCGACAUCCCCCUGCGCUGACUGCAGAGAGUCCCCCAAAGGCGCUUGUCUGCUGCACAGCUUCAUGCUACAUACCAAGUAUCAGGUGGUUUACCCUUUUCCCACGUUCCAGCCGGCAUUUCAGCUCAAGAAGGACCAUGUGGUUCUGCUUAAUACCAGUUUCUCGCUGGUGGCCUGUGCAAUAUCUGUGGACCCCUCAGGUGACAGAGAACCCAGCCGAAUUUUGUACAGCAAACAGAGCCAACACAGUGCCCGCUUCACCUGCCCCUCUUCAUUCAGCCCUAGCGUCCCUUCCUCGAGUUGCCACUCUCCUCUUCCUUCUGAACCCUGCUCCCCCACUCCUCCUGGUACUCCUCCAGCCGUCACGCGCGCCCGUGAAUUUGUGGCUGGUAUAUUCCGACGAGCCCGAGAGGCAUCCGGACUGGAGGCUGAAGACAAAGGGGAACGACCCGGACCAAGCAAACAAAGUCCAUCACAGCCCACUGACCCAGAUUCUCCUACUUGGCAUCGUCAUAUCAACGAAGGGCCUGCGAGGUGCAGCAGUGUUACGGAGGAACCCAGCUACGUGAACUACACACAACUACGAUAUGUCCUGGGGGAGGUGACCGAGACUGACCAAGAGAGCGAAUAUGAAGAUGACAAGAUCUCGCUGCCGUUCCUGGUUACUGAUCUGAAGGGACAACAUCUGAAACCGCUGAAUGACAAGGCUUCUUUCCAGGGCCAACAUCUCAUCGUAGAGCAGCUCACCCUGGACUUUGAGUACGUCAUCAAUGAAGUCAUUCGACACGAUGCGUCUUGGUAUCGGCAGUUCUGCUCCUUUAGUGACUAUGAUAUCGUUAUCCUAGAGAUGUGUCCGGAGAUUAACCAGGUGAUAAUGAACAUCGGCCUCCUGCUCCUUGCGUUUCCCGCUCCCCAAGAGGACGCUCAGCUCAGGCCUAAGACUUAUCACACAAGCUUAAAAGUGGCCUGGGACCUGCACACUGGAGUCUUCAGGACCCUGAGCGUGGGUGACCUGACCGAGGUAAAAGGUCAGACCAGCGGCAGUGUGUGGAGCUCAUACCGGAAGAGCUGCGUGGACACAGUCAUGAAGUGGUUGGUUCCAGAAAACAGCGUCCGAUACGUGAAUCGCAUGACAAACGAGGCGCUGCAUAAAGGUUGCUCCCUCAAGGUUUUGGCGGACAGCGUGCGAUACACGUGGAUAGUUCUGUGAUCCCGCUCAUCUGGAGAUAUGAACUCUACCUCAGCACAGCGUCUCAGUGCACCUGGAAGUAGAGACGCUGCAGCGGGACCUUUUGUAUUAGUCCUCCUUGUAUGCUGCCAUCUAGUGACUGCUCCUGGAAGACCACAGCAGUGCGUCCGGGUCUGAGCUGCUUUUUGGGGGUAGUGUAAAGAAAACCACAGUCCUGGAUAAAAUAGGUGGGCAGCUGAUAAGGCGCCCAGUGGCAUUCCCUGCUCUUGUCACAGUGGACAUUUUAAUCACUUUUCUCCUGCAUUGUCUGUCCAGAAAGGAGCAGAGGUGCUUUUAAUGGCAUGUGUAUGUAUAUGUGUAUAUAUUAUGUACCCUUUUUUUGUUAUGUCUCCUUUUGUGAAAUAAAUCUC
This is a messenger RNA of Bufo bufo (common toad), 2145 nucleotides long. RefSeq names its product DDB1 and CUL4 associated factor 15 (gene DCAF15). Lineage: Eukaryota; Metazoa; Chordata; Amphibia; Anura; Bufonidae. Gene Ontology annotation, cellular component: Cul4-RING E3 ubiquitin ligase complex. Bases 35 to 1756 code for a protein of 573 amino acids. Gene Ontology annotation, biological process: protein ubiquitination. The record is from RefSeq and is a predicted model, not a curated record. The transcript has 13 exons.